GAAGAGCUGAAGCAGAAGAAGAAGAAAAUAUUAUUUGGUUUUUUAUUCCAUUUUUGAGAAUCUUUCUUCGUUUUUUUGUUUUUCAUAAAAUACGCUUUUUCAAUUACUGAAUUGGCAGAGCUCAAAAAACACACACACAGAGACACAGAGAGAGAUAGAGAGAGAGAAAGGCUUUGAGUUUUGAAUUGGCAGAGCUCGAUACGAAAGCGAUGAAUUCGCUGAAAAAGUUGCGAGGUUUCGGUCUGCACAAAAACGAUUCCAAGGAGCGAAGAGAUAUUCGGCCUUUGCCAAAAUUGGACGAGCUCGCUCAGGCUUCUCAGGAUAUGCAGGAUAUGAGAGAUUGCUAUGACAGCUUACUUUCUGCGGCUGCGGCAACUGCAAACAGUGCUUAUGAAUUCUCAGAGUCGUUGCGGGAAUUGGGUGCUUGUCUUCUUGAGAAAACUGCAUUGAAUAAUGAUGAUGAAGAGAGUGGCAGAGUUCUGCUAAUGCUAGGAAAAAUACAGUUUGAAUUGCAGAAACUUGUUGAUAGCUAUCGCUCUCAUGUAUUCCAGACAGUCACAAUCCCAUCAGAGUCUCUUCUUAAUGAACUUCGAACGGUUGAGGAAAUGAAGCGACAAUGUGAUGAGAAAAGAGAUGUAUAUGAUUAUAUGAUGACAAGACAGAGAGAGAAAGGGCGAUCGAAAAGUGGAAAAGGAGAGAGUUUUUCUUUGCAGCAGUUACAAAUGGCUCGUGAUGAGUAUGAUGAAGAAUCAACCUUGCUUGUUUUCCGGUUGAAAUCUCUAAAGCAAGGACAGACUCGAAGUCUUCUUACACAGGCAGCUCGCCACCAUGCGGCUCAGUUGUGCUUCUUCAAGAAGGCAGUUAAGUCUCUUGAGGCAGUAGAACCGCAUGUGAAAUUGGUAACUGAACAGCAACACAUUGAUUACCAGUUCAGUGGACUUGAUGAUGGGGAGGAGUAUGAUGAGGAUGAUGACAACGACGAUGAUGAAGAAGAAGAUGAGGAUGAUGAUGACGAUGAGGAUGAUGAGGAUUACGACGACAACGAUGUGCGUGAUAAUGGGGAAUUGAGUUUUGAUUAUCGACAAGAUGAUCAGGAGCCCGAUGUUUCUACGACACAAAACCCAAUGGAGGUGGACAUUACAUUUCCCCAGGUUGCGAAUUUGGAAGCUGUGAAGGAAAAUAUGGGUAGGUUCCGUAGGAAUUCUUUUUCCUAUAGAGGUAGUAGGCCCAGCAGCCAAUCAGCCCCACUUUUUGCCGAGUAUAAAUUUGAUUCUACUGAAAAGGCAAGACAGAUGCAGCCAUCAUCAACACGUAAGUUGCACACAUACGUACUACCCACUCCAGUUGAUACAAGGAGUUCAGUUUCUACAGGAUCAGGUAAUCCAGUGCUUCACAAAACACAGACUACUGUUACAGAGCGUACUCAGCAGUUGUGGCAUUCCUCCCCACUGGAACCAAAUAAGUUGGAAAAAAUUAUAGUACAUGAGAAAGUUUCUGGACCCACUGUCAGAAAUGCUCAGUCUGUACUCAAAGAGAGCAACAACAAUUCUGCAUCUGCUCGGUUACCCCCUCCUUUGGCUGAUGGGCUUUUAUUUUCAUGGCAUGACACGCGUGCUGCUGCCGAACCAAAAAAACUCAAAAGAUAUGCCUUUUCUGGUCCAUUGACAAGUAAGCCAUGGCCUACAAAGCCUGUCUCAGCAGAUCGUCGCCAUUUGUAUUCUGGACCUCUUCUGCAAAAUCCAAUGUCUCAACCUCCAUCAACUUCACCAAGAGCUUCUCCUAGUACUUCUCCUACUUUUUUGUCCUCACCUAAAAUAAGUGAGCUUCAUGAACUUCCAAGGCCCCCUGCAAGUUCAACCCCCAAGUCUUCAAGACCUAAGGAUUUUACUGGACAUUCAGCCCCCUUGGGGUCAAGGGAUCAAGUGCUUUCUACUACAAAUAAAUCAGUUGUAUUAAAUGCGGCAUCUCCGCUUCCAACACCUCCUCAAACUGUAGCACGUAGUUUCUCCAUUCCCUCAAGUAGUCCUGAGGCGAUGAAUUCAAAUGCGUCCAAGCCCCUGGAAACUCCUCACAGCUCAGAGAUGACUGAAGUCAUUACUUCACCCCCUUUGACACCAAUAACCCUUUCUAGCAACUAGCCAUCAUCAACUUGGUUUUGAGACUGUCACUCGGGCUGUUCAAAUUAGAGUGUUGAUAAAUUUGGAUGCAGGUGCAGGUUGAUUCUAAUCAUCUUCGGUGAUUUUUUGUUUUUGAUUUGGCAACCCAAAGUCCUGGGAGCAAAUUGUUUCACCAUAUCGUACAGCUGCAGAUAUGUAAAUAUGUCCUUUAUCUAUAAUUUUUGUUUCUUUUUUAUCAUAUGUUAUAGUCACCAAUUAAUUCGUUUGAUGGGCGGGCACUCGGGGUAGAUUAGUUUAAUAAAUGCUAAUAUUUUUCAUCAUUUGAGAAAUUUUGUAUCUUCCACGCAAUUAAUUGCCAAUUGCUCUUUUCUUUUCUUUCUUUA
This is a messenger RNA of Quercus lobata, 2500 nucleotides long. RefSeq names its product hydroxyproline-rich glycoprotein family protein. The transcript is spliced from 11 exons. Gene Ontology annotation, molecular function: protein binding. Lineage: Eukaryota; Viridiplantae; Streptophyta; Magnoliopsida; Fagales; Fagaceae. The coding region runs from base 210 to 2138 and encodes 642 amino acids. Gene Ontology annotation, cellular component: cytoplasm. The record is from RefSeq and is a predicted model, not a curated record.